Molecule: messenger RNA, 1492 nt
Organism: Monascus purpureus
Lineage: Eukaryota; Fungi; Ascomycota; Eurotiomycetes; Eurotiales; Aspergillaceae
Source: the annotation of a GenBank genome assembly
GUCGAAUUGGAUCCAGCUGAGCUCCAUAUCAGCAUGAAGUCCUCCGUUGCCCUCCUCCUGGCCUCCGUGGCUUGGGCUUCUGCUCAGACGGCUCACGAGUCUGAGCCUUCCUUGGCUGAGAUUAGGGAGGCUGCUGCGACUAUCCAGCCCUAUUCUCCUGUUUCCUUCGUCCCUGGUCGGGCUUUCGACCGUUUCUACCAGGUGUGGUUGGAGAAUAUUGACUACGAAGACGCUGCCGCAGAUGAGAAUCAGCAGUGGCUGGCCUCUCAGGGUAUUCUUCUAACGAACUACUACGGAGUUACCCAUCCAUCCGAACCAAACUACUGCGCCGCAGCUGGAGGAGAUACUUUUGGCAUGGACAAUGAUGAUUUCCAUCAAAUCCCGUCCAACGUGUCAACCGUGGUGGAUCUGCUGGACACCAGGGGCAUCUCUUGGAGCGAGUAUCAGGAACACCUGCCUUACCCUGGCUUCCAGGGCUUCAACUAUUCCAACCAGGAGACCUUUGCCAACGAUUAUGUGCGCAAGCACAAUCCCCUGGUUCUCUAUGACACUGUUACAAAUAAUCCCACCCGCCUGAGGCAGAUCAAGAACUUUACCAGCUUCGACAAUGAUCUGAAGCACUUCAGGCUCCCCCAGUGGGCUUUCAUCACUCCUAACAUGACCAACGAUGCCCACGACACUGACAUCACCUUCGCUGCUAAGUGGGAGCGUGGCUGGAUUGGAAAACUGCUCAACAACCCAUACUUCAUGGCGAACACCCUCGUCUUGUUGACCUUUGAUGAGGAUCACACUUAUGGCAAGACUAACCGUCUUUUCAGUGUUCUCCUUGGUGGUGCUAUCCCGGAUCAUCUUAAGGGUACCACUGAUGACACAUUCUACACCCACUACUCUACCAUUGCUACCGUCUCUGCAAACUGGGGUCUUCCCUCCCUGGGCCGCUGGGACUGUGGUGCCAACAUCUUCGAGAUUGUCGCCAACAGGACCGGCUACGUGAACUACGAAGUCGACAUUACCAAUCUUCGUCUCAAUGAAACCUAUCCCGGCCCGCUGUCUGACAACACCUACAGCAAGUACUCUCCCGUCUGGCCCGUCCCAUUGACAGAAGGCAGCUGCUCUGCUGGUUUCGGCAUCCUUGAAACCGUCCGGAAGACCUACGCUGGCCGUCAGCCAACCUACAACUACACCAGCCCCUUCCCCUAUGACGCGAAGAACAACUACAACACCGAGGUUACCGCAACCAGGGACCAAGAACCAUGGUGGUCUUGGUGGCAACCGGGACGCAUUCCCCUCUCCUGGCACGCUUAGAUUCAAUUCAAGCCUAGCCUCCUAACCCAGCCUUCCUCGAUCCGAUCGAAGUUCCAUUCAUCCUUCAUGACUGGUAUAUGCCAAAACUUCCCUUUUUCGUCCGACGGUAUAUACGUUUCUACUGCACUGUAUAUAGGUGAUUCACUUGACCAUGGGGCCGUUCUAAUGUGUUACUGUGUUACUCCGA